Saccostrea echinata is the source of this 481-nucleotide messenger RNA. RefSeq names its product cysteine-rich PDZ-binding protein-like. Lineage: Eukaryota; Metazoa; Mollusca; Bivalvia; Ostreida; Ostreidae. The transcript is spliced from 6 exons. Gene Ontology annotation, molecular function: microtubule binding; PDZ domain binding. Gene Ontology annotation, cellular component: dendrite. Bases 115 to 414 code for a protein of 99 amino acids. Gene Ontology annotation, biological process: cytoplasmic microtubule organization. The record is from RefSeq and is a predicted model, not a curated record.
AAAAUACGUUCUUUUUGGUCACACAUGUUCGAAGAAAUUCCCGGAAUAUGCUAAAUUUUCCUGUUCCGGUUUUCUAUUUUACUUUCCUAUUGGUCUUUUCCUGUUGUUUUGAAAAUGGUUUGUGAAAAAUGUCAGAAGAAGCUGGGGAAAGUUAUCACUCCUGAUCCAUGGAAAUCAGGUGCCAGAAACACAACAGAAAGUGGAGGUAGAGUGGUUAAUGAAAACAAAGCCCUGACAUCAAAGAAAAACAGGUUUACUCCAUACCAGACAUUUGCAAAAUGCAGGAUCUGUAAGUCAUCUGUCCAUCAAGCUGGAUCACAUUACUGCCAAGGAUGUGCUUACAAGAAAGGUAUAUGUGCCAUGUGUGGGAAGAAGAUAAUAGAGACCAAGAACUACAGACAGACCUCAGUCUGAGAGAAUAGAACAGUGUGAACAGUGUUGUGUCAAAUCUUCAAAUGAAGGACAGAGAAGUUUUAGAAAU